CCGCCAGCUCGGCCGCCACCGCUGAGGUACCCAUGGAUCUGACGAUUGCUGCUGCUCAAGUACCUAUCGAUCUGCCGAUCAGCCUCAACAACCGCGUCACGCUGAGGGCUCCGACCACCGUGCCGACCACCGUGCCGACCACCGUGCCGACCAGCGUUCCGACCAGCGCCGCUAGCCCCUCCACUAAGCAGACGACCGCAGAUCGCCCCGAGCCCAGCUCGUCCUCCACACCCAUCCCCGUGACGCCGCUGCCUGAGAUGGCAACCGCCUCUUCCUCCGAGAGGAGCGCGACGCCGGAGGACGGGCCGGAGUCGCCCACGGAGGACCCGCUGGAGGAGGACGAGGCGCCGGCGGCACCGCGGGUUGCCGCUGUCCUCUCCGGGAGUGGGCGACCUCCCCAGCCUUCCUCGGAGGAGGCGGUCGAGGCCGCGCCGCACCCUGCCAUGAUCGCCACGCCUGGUAGUCUGCUGCCUGUGGCUUUGCCGCUCACCACCUCCCUGCUGGUGGGACCGGAUAUCUCGUCUGAGAAGGUGCGGCUGAUGAUGGAGGAAGAAGAGGAGGCGGUGGAGCCGCAGAAGUACGACGUCGUGUUCGGGCACAACUGGCAGAGUCGUCAUGCCUAUCAGACAGAAGCCGUGCCCCGCCUUCCGCCGCCACAGGACGCCAUCUGUACGCCGCGCUCGACAGUGGUGGCUGUGGCGAUCACGGUGGCGCUGGCCCAGCUGGGCCUCGUGCUGGGCGGGCUGGGCCUGUACCGGCUGAAGCGCAGCCGCUGGGCGGCCCAGCUCCGUCCGGUCAGCGCGCCGCCGCCGGCCGGGGACGUCAUCUACGCCAGUCCACAGGAGCUGGGCUACGGCCGCGGCUGCGGCGCGCACGAGCUGGGCCUGGGCCGCGGCUACAGUCGCUUCGGUCGCGCGCUGAAGCCUGAUUUUCCAGUGCCGCUGCCCCGCGCGAGCACCUGAGCGCCACUUACGGGGCUCGGAGGCGCGCGGAGCGACUGUUCAAACCAUUGGCACGUGCCUAGUCAG
This is a messenger RNA of Pollicipes pollicipes, 1028 nucleotides long. Its product is annotated as lysine-rich arabinogalactan protein 19-like. The record is from RefSeq and is a predicted model, not a curated record. Lineage: Eukaryota; Metazoa; Arthropoda; Thecostraca; Pollicipedomorpha; Pollicipedidae. The transcript is spliced from 4 exons. The coding region runs from base 33 to 962 and encodes 309 amino acids.